Molecule: messenger RNA, 885 nt
Organism: Colletotrichum acutatum
Lineage: Eukaryota; Fungi; Ascomycota; Sordariomycetes; Glomerellales; Glomerellaceae
Exons: 3
Coding region: 1-885 (294 amino acids)
Source: RefSeq, a predicted model, not a curated record
AUGGCAUCUUUUCUGUUCUUAUUUCUCCUUAUCCUCAACGUUCUCCCCCAUGUGGCACGAGUGAGGGCCGCCUGCUACUACCCAGACGGCAGCAUCGCCCCCAACGAUACACCAUGCCAGGACCUCACGGCCGAGUCGACGUGCUGCGGACAGGGCUACGCGUGCCUCUCCAACGGUAUGUGCCAGGCGACGGGGAAAGAGUUGUCCAAAGACGGAGCCACAGAACUCGUGAGGGGCGCGUGUACUGACCGAUCCUGGCGGAGUUCGAGUUGUCCUCUGUUCUGCAUCAACCCGGAGACGGAUAACGUGGCGGGUGGGAUCGGGAUUGCAAAGUGUGACGGGACGGUGGAGGAGUUGUACUAUUGUAUCAACUCGGUUAUGAAUACGGUCAACUGCACCGCCAAAAAGAAUGUCUUAUUCUUCCAGCAAUCACCCACUGCCAUCACAACAGUUGGCGUGGCAGCUACACCAACUCCAUCAUCAUCGUCAAUAACAUCAUUGUUAAUAGCAACAACCGCUAUCAUCGCCUCUUCUGCAAACCCUUCAAGCGCACCAAACCCGAGCUCGGUAGCCCUAAGCAGCGCAACUCGAAGUCCACAAAGUAGCCCUACAAGUAAUCCCGAACCCAGCCCCAAUGCGGAGACGGAAGUAACAAAUGACAAGACUGUCAUAAUCGGCGCAGCUGUCGGUGCUUCCAUAGGCGGUCUUGCGCUUGGGGCACAAGUGGAACAUUAUACACCAGGGCCGCCGCAUGCCAAAUACGUCAGUCCGCCUGUGUUUGAUCAGGUUUACGAGGCGCCCAAUGAGUGGAAACCUCCGUUGGUUUCGGAUCAUUUUGCUCCUCAAGAGCUGCCGGCGUGGCAACCGGAGCCUCGGAGAAGCUGA